UGUCUAUACCUACGCAAUUGUAGGUCUCAUAAUAGAUCUACACAGUCGACUACACUUCAGAGUUCAGAGUGUUGAUAAGUUCUUAUGCAGUAUUCGCUAGAAGUUCACUAUCUCAUAUAUUUUGUACUUUUCGUUGCAUUCAAAUUCAAACAUACAGUCGUAAAUUGAUAAUGGACCUUACACAAUACCACUGCGCUCCAGAGCGUUUCCUUAUAAUAGUGACGAUACUUUAUACCACAGCACUGACGGUGUCGACUUCUGUUCAAAAUGCAUUGAUGCAGAAAUCAACGUGUGACCCGUUAAUUCCAUUUGGCGAAUGCCUAGUAGGUGAAUAUGAAGGUCGACGCCGUUUGUAUUCGAACACUACGUAUUUACAAUAUUCCAUUUCAUUCAUUGUUGUAUUACUAGCAGGAGCAUGGAGCGACAGUCAUGGCAGAAGACGUAAACCUUUGAUUUUCUUACCAAUUAUUGGACAAUUUUUAACCGAUGGAUUAUACUUUGUGAAUCACUUUUGGCAUUGGCCUUCAACAUUUAAUAUAAUCUUUACAUCAGUUAUCCCUGGAUUGUACGUUGGUCGAAAUAUGUUUUGGGUUGGUGUGAUGUCAUAUGUAUCAGAAAAUUCAAAAUUUGAAUCUAGAACUUUGAAACACGGGAUAAUUAUUGUAACAUAUACCUUCAGUUUGUUAAUAGGGUGGGGUUUAGUUGAAAUUUUAAAAGAUGGGAUGGACUAUUUACAUCGUUAUAUAUUGUUCGUGGUACCGAUAUUGUUUAAUUUGUUCGCCAUACUGAUUGGCCAUUUGUAUAUUGAAGAUAAUUCUGAUAUUUAUAACAAAGAAUAUGGUUGAGCCCAAACUCUUUGUUUAAAGGUUUCAUUGGUUUAUUUAAAAACAAAUAUAAGGGGUUUCCUAUAGUGCUAGGAACUUUAAUAAUAUGCCAAGCAGUCAUAGUAGCGAGAAUAGGAAGUGAAUAUGAAAUAAUAAUGCAAUAUGUAAGAACUUCGUUUAUUUGGUACAAUGACGACUAUAUUUAUUUCAGUGUUAUCAAAAUGUUGGCUACAAUUUUUGGUUCUAUGUUCUCAGUUUUUGUGUUGAGUUACAAUAUGAAAAUAAGUGACCUAGCUAUUGGUAUUUCAGCUUGCAUCAUUUACAUCAUUGCUGCUGUUUUAUACGUUAUUUCAAAUCGUUUUUGGCAAAUUUUUAUUAUUGCCAUGAUAUAUUUAAGUCAUGGUAGUGCUGUAACAAUUACAAUUUCGCUAGCAUCUAAAUUGGUUCAGAACGAUCACCUUGGACGAUUUUAUUCCAUUCAAACAUGUAUAAACUCUGUAAUGACGUUUGGUAUAAUUAUGGCAUAUAAGACCGCAUGUGAUAAUAUGUAUUCCACUAAAUUCGGUCACUUUUGUUUAAUGAUUUUGAUGUAUGUCAUACUGACUAUGCCUAUUUUAUUUGUUUAUUUGACACUAUAUGCGAAGUGCAAAUACUUCUGGGAAAGAUAUUCUACCAGAACGUUAAGAACAAGACAACAAUCUAUUUAUGUCAUAGGUACCUUCUAAUUAAAUUAUGCAAUCAUUGAAUAUUAAUAAAUAAUGUAGUACUAGAUUUUGUUUAAGUUUUUCUAACAUUGUAUUGUAUAUUAUAUUUGUAUUAUAUUUAUUAGAUUAUUUAUAAAUAUUAUAGGCAAUUUUCAUUUUAUUUAAAUUAUCAGAUAUUUGUUUAAGUUUGCUUACAUAAUGAACAAGUUAAAUUAUCAUAAUUCAUAAUAUAUUAUAUCUAUAUGUAUAAGAAUGUCUGUCUGUCUGUUCUUUAUGCCUGUUCUUUAUGCCUGUCUAAAUGGAUGGAUGCAAUUGUUCCUGUGUGUUUGAGUGGUUCCCUGGAUAAUCUAGGAUUUUGAGAUUUACGAAGGAAAUGUUUGUUUAUAAAUGGUGGCUAUUGGUUAUAGGAGAAUUACAAAUAUAUUUUAUAGAAAUUAGUAUUUGUUCUUGUUUAUUGUUUGAUGUUGAUUAAUCGGGCAGAUCAAGUAUAAACAUGCAUCAAAUCAAAUUUGUCUGAUCAUCUCAAAUCUAAUUUGAUCAUUGUAUACCGAGGUGGCUGAGUUGCACUUAUAGCCAAUCAUUGGUGUGUAAUAAUAAAAAAAUAAAAAAAACAUAUUAAUACAGAGUAAGUACCAAGCGUGGUUCGCAAUCCACCACAAGUGGAUUGUCUACCUGAUCAUAUACUGCAUUUUAGGUUUCUAAACAUAUGCUUAGAACACCUUAUAUCCCUGUUGUAUCCGUCUAUCCUUCCGUAAGUUACCAAUAAAUGCAUAGUUAGUAGUUACGAUUGUUUUUAUUAAGGAAUUUAUUCUUCUUAGUAGAGUCACUCUACAUAAAUUGUAUAUGAAUUUAUAAUUUAUUGCAUUGUAUAAAAAUUUAAAAUACUUUUAGAACCCGGUAAUUUAACAAGCUUGCAGAGUGAGCUUCACUUACAUGUUUAGGCUAUAGAACGAUUAUUGUAUAAUUGAAG
Messenger RNA from Myzus persicae (green peach aphid), 2498 nucleotides. RefSeq lists its product as uncharacterized. Gene Ontology annotation, molecular function: transmembrane transporter activity. Gene Ontology annotation, cellular component: membrane. Lineage: Eukaryota; Metazoa; Arthropoda; Insecta; Hemiptera; Aphididae. The coding region runs from base 980 to 1549 and encodes 189 amino acids. The record is from RefSeq and is a predicted model, not a curated record. Gene Ontology annotation, biological process: transmembrane transport. The transcript is spliced from 7 exons.